This is a messenger RNA of Nicotiana tabacum (common tobacco), 336 nucleotides long. The record is from RefSeq and is a predicted model, not a curated record. NCBI's taxonomy places the organism in Eukaryota, Viridiplantae, Streptophyta, Magnoliopsida, Solanales, Solanaceae.
AUGGCUCCAUAUGAAGCCUUAUAUGAUAGGCGAUGUCAUUCUCUGGUUGGUUGGUUUGACCCUGGGGAGGUGAAGUUGAUUCAUGAGCGGCCUCCUACAUCACAAUCCAAGCAAAAGAGAUAUACGGACAUGAAGGAUCGUGAUGUGGCUUAUAUGGUGGGUGAGAAGAAGUAUUAUGGGGAUCCAUCAUAUGUUUUGGACUUCAGAACAGUGCAGUUGGAUGGGGGUUUGAAUUAUGAUAUGGAACCAAUGGGCAUUUUGGACCGACAUGUUCGAAUGUUGAGGUCGAAGAAUAUAGCAUCGGUGAAGGUUAAUUGGAGAGGUCAACCAUUCUAG